AUGCAGGAGCGGUCACCACGUGGUGGUCACUGCCUCCAGGGCAGGGUGCCACGUGCCUGUGUGCACCUGUGCAACACAGAUGGCGAAGAAGCUGCCGGCCAGGCGGCCCCUGCUCAACGGGCCGUGAAGGUCAGCGUGCUGGCUGUCUGCAUCACUGAGUCCCACCAGCCGCCCUCAGGUCCUCCAGCCCAGCCUUCCCGAGCCCCCUUUAUUGCAAAAGUGGCGCCCGUGUGCAGCAGGCUGGAACCUUACUAUAGAUUCAAUGACCUCAAGUACAGAUGGAUCUCGUGGGAUAACUGGACCUACAGCAAGGAAUUUAAACUUCCCUUUAACAUCAGUCAAUGGCAAAAAGUGGUUAUGAUUUUCGAGGGAGUUGACACAGUGUCCCAAAUCCUGCUGAAUAAUGUUCCCAUCGGAAAGACAGACAACAUGUUUGACAGAUACGUCUUCGACGUCACCAGGCUGCUCCGGGCCGAGAAUCGGGUGGAGCUGCGGUUCCAGUCCCCUGUGCUGUAUGCGGCCCAGCAGAGCGCAGCCCACACGGCCUACCAGGUGCCCCCCGCCUGCCCCCCGGCCGUGCAGAAGGGCGAGUGCCACGUCAACUUUGUGCGCAAGGAGCAGUGUUCCUUCAGCUGGGACUGGGGGCCUGCCUUCCCCACCCAGGGCAUCUGGAAAGACGUCCACGUGGAAGCUUACAACGUCUGCCACCUCAGCGACCUCACCUUUGCCCCUCUCUAUGAUGACUACACCCAGGUGUGGAAUCUUGAGAUAGAGGCUUAUUUUGAUGUUGCCAGCCCAGAGCCAGUCAGCGGCCAAGCGACCAUCUCCAUCCCCAAACUGCAGAUACAGCAGAGAUACCCCGUGGCGCUCCAGCCUGGGGGGAGGAUGGUGCGGUUACUUGUGAAAAUUAACAAGAACACUAAUGUGGAAACCUGGUGGCCUCGUGGGCAUGGACCACAGACUGGGUACGACAUGCUGGUUCUUUUCAAGCUGGAUGGAGGCUUAGUUAUUCAAAAAUCAGCUAAGGUUUAUUUUAGGACAGUGGAGCUUGUGCAGGAGCCUAUAGAAGGAUCUCCUGGUCUGAGUUUCUACUUCAAAAUCAAUGGGCGCCCCAUAUUUCUGAAAGGCUCGAACUGGAUCCCAGCUGACUCGUUCCAGGACCGAGUGAGCUCAGACUUGCUGCGGCGCCUCCUGCAGGCGGCCGGGGACGCCAACAUGAACGCCCUGCGGGUGUGGGGCGGCGGCCUCUACGAGCAGGACGCCUUCUACGAGAUCUGCGACGAGCUGGGGCUCGUGGUGUGGCAGGACAUGAUGUUUGCCUGCGCCCUGUACCCCGCGGACCCCGCCUUCCUGGAGUUGGUGCGCCGGGAGGUGGCCUACCAGGUCAGGAGACUGAAGUCUCACCCCUCUGUCAUCCUCUGGAGUGGCAACAAUGAGAACGAAGCCGCCCUCAAGAUGAACUGGUUCAACGUGAGCGACACGCGCACCUAUGUCAGGGACUAUGUGGCCCUGUACGUGAAGACCAUCCGCGAGGCCGUCCUGUCUGGAGACAAGACCCGCCCUUUUGUCACCUCCAGCCCUACGAACGGGGCCGAGUCAGUCGCCGAGGGCUGGCUCGCCACCUACCCAUACGACACCCACUUCGGCGACACCCAUUUCUACAACUACACCAGUGACUGCUGGGACUGGCGAGCGUUCCCCAAGGCGCGCUUCGUGUCCGAGUACGGACACCAGUCCUGGCCUUCCUUCAGCACGCUGGAGCAGGUGUCGUCCGCAGAGGACUGGUUUUACGAAAGCGACUUUUCCGCUCACCGACAGCAUCACUCUGGCGGGAACGCCGAGAUGCUGCGUCAGGCUGCUUUUCACUUCAAGCUGCCCCAGAGCACCGACCCCGUGCGCAGGCUCAGAGACACGAUCUACCUCACGCAGGUGACGCAGGCCCAGUGUGUGAAGACGCAGACCGAGUUCUACCGGCGCAGCCGCAGCGAGGUCGUGCACGGGGAGGGGCACACCAUGGGGGCCCUGUACUGGCAGCUGAACGACAUCUGGCCGGCGCCCUCCUGGUCCUCUCUCGAGUACGGCGGCAAGUGGAAGAUGCUGCACCACUUCGCCCAGCGCUUCUUCGCCCCGCUGCUGCCCGUGGGCUUCGAGAGCGAGGACGUGCUCUUCAUCUACGGCGUGUCCGACCUGCCCACCGACUGCAGGGUGAAGCUCACGGUGCAGGUCCAUGCGUGGCGCUCGCUGGCGCCCCUGUGUUCGCUGCAGACGGAGCUCCUGGCGCUGAGGGCCGGCGAGGCGCGGCUGCUCUUCCAGAAGCCGGUGCCCGAGCUGCUGCGGAGCUGUCAGAACUGCACCCGGCAGGCCUGUGUGGUCUCCUUCCAGCUUUCAGCUGACAGCCGGGCCCCGAGCCCGACCAACUACCACUUCCUGUCUUCCCCCAAGGAGGCCGUGGGGCUCCGCAGGGCCAACAUCACGGCCGCCAUCUCUCAGCAGGGCGACACCUUUGUCUUCGAUCUGGAGACCUCGGCCGUGGCGCCCUUUGUCUGGCUGGACGUGGGGCGCAUCCCCGGCCGCUUCAGCGACAAUGGCUUCCUCAUGACCCAGAGGACGCAGAGGGUGCUCUUCCAGCCCUGGGCGCCCACCAACAGGAGCGCCUUGCAGCAGGCGCUGCACGUGACGUCCCUGGCGGACCUUGGCUGAGGCCGUCUGCUCAAGCAAGUGGACAGCGCUGCCCCGCGCAGGGCAGGGUCGAGGCUCCUCCUUCCGCGAGCUGCCCUCAGGUGACGCGGCGCCCAGGCGGCUCUCUGGGGAGCGAGUGCGGGAAGCUGCGGAUUGGCGUCUUUCCCGUGCGGGCUCAUGACACGGCUCCAGCGGCGCAGCUUAUUGGCUCCCAGCCAGGAGUCACCAGGGCGUCACCAGGUGGCCUGGGCAGCUCUCGGGCGUGGGCCUCAGGUUUGCACCCUGGCGACUGCAGCCCAAAGGUAGGGUGCGGUGGGAACGUGGCCACACGCGGGUGAACCCCCUUCACGUGGGCUUAUGCCGCUUGCUUGGUGAUUAAUCAUGAAUUGCUGUACAAUUCUGGAUGGUGCAUUCGCGAUUUUCAAGGUGAUUUUGCUCUCAGGGAAGUGGGCCGGGCUGGCGCGCGGGCGGCCAGGCCAGGAGCAGUUUGGGCCGCUUUGUGCACGUUUGACACGGAAUCCAGGUUUCCUAAGUUGCAGCCAGGACGACACUGUGGGAGGGUCGUUCGCAACUCCCAGUUGCGCGGGUCACUCAGCACUGGGCUUUGAGGAGUCUGGACGGAGGUGCCACGCGCUUGCCUCUGGUGACCGCUGCACUAGGCGUGAGCGCGCCGUCCUGCUGUAAACCCAAAGCCCACGCCCUUGGGGCUCACGGCCAGGUGGCCACCCCCGCCCCCUGCCCGCUGGCACGGGGGCUCCGGCCGGUGGUCUCAAGGCCUGCUCCAUGCGGAGCCCACGCGGGACGGGAGCAGGGGCUGCAGGGGGUCUUAGGCGACGGACAGGUUGGCUCCUCGGAACUGCACAGCCCUGCUCUGGCCAGGGGAGGCAGGAGGGCUCGGCUCUGCUGGGUCCGGGGUGUCUGUGCCAGGCCAGACACCCCGAUCGGGCUUUGAGGCCCAGGGUCAGACUCCCAGCGCUGCCCCACAUCCUGGGCCCAGUAGUGUAUGGCGUCGCACUUGGUGACUUCCGCCACCCCCAGCCUCCUUGUGUCCCCCUGCCGGGACACAUGUCAGGCUCUGGGUGUCCGAGGGGCCUGUGCCGGGAGGGCGGGGUGAGGCCAGCCUGGGGCCCCUCACCUCUCCACGUGGGUUCUUCCUCCUUUUGCUCUUCAGUGGGGAGCUCCUGACCAGCGGGAGACUUGUCCUCUGAGGGAGAGAGAAGUGGGGUACAGGUGGAGGGGGUACCCAGUAUUUUCGCCUGGGCCCCCUCCUCCCUCAGGUGGGCC
This is a messenger RNA of Condylura cristata (star-nosed mole), 3963 nucleotides long. It is a transcript of the gene MANBA, whose product is annotated as mannosidase, beta A, lysosomal. NCBI's taxonomy places the organism in Eukaryota, Metazoa, Chordata, Mammalia, Eulipotyphla, Talpidae. The coding region runs from base 1 to 2700 and encodes 899 amino acids. Gene Ontology annotation, molecular function: beta-mannosidase activity. The transcript has 17 exons. Gene Ontology annotation, biological process: glycoprotein catabolic process; carbohydrate metabolic process. The record is from RefSeq and is a predicted model, not a curated record.